CACCACACAAACACACAUGCAGUGAUCCUGCUACCACCGGCCACAUCCUCCCCUGUCACGUUUCCCCCUGCAUCCCCGGCAGUAUCGAUCGACAUGUGCAGAGGGAUGGGCAGUUGACGUGCCGGGUUAUCGGCAGGACGAUUGGCGACAACCUCUCUCUUCCCAGGAGCUGACAUGUGAACCGGUGACACACGCAGUCUUCCGCUGCUCGCAGCGGAACGCUGGCAGCUGGCUCUGAGCUGGUCAUGAACAGGCCUGUUUUUGGCAGACUCGGCCACCAGUCUGUUACCUUGGAUGGCUCGUGAACAACACUGAGAGACAGAGAGAGGUGCAUCACAUGCUCCUGCUCAUUUUCUCAUUCCCCUGCCGGCAUCCAGACAGCGUGGAGAGGGAAGAGAGGUUUUUGGAUGAGGACAUGUUGCAGCAUCGGUCCGACCGGCAGAUUUCUCCGGUCAGUGAUGGAGAGAGGAGAAUAUUAUUGGACAUUGUGACUUCAGAUCAGGUGAAAGCAUGUGGCUGUGUGGCGCUCCGUAGCCUCCCCUGUCCCUCGCCUCCCACCUGAUCACCUCUCCACCUCCUUCCUUCUCCCUUCUCCGUCCUGUUCACCAUGACGACCCCUGUGGAGAUGCUGCCGGCCCAGCCCGACCAGGAGCUGAGCUCCGAACGCCUGGAUGGCUGCGAGGAUAUUGCCGGCCGCUACAAGGUGGUUCCCUCUGUCGUCUGCUCCAUGUGCUGUCUCUUCGGCAUCAUUUACUGCUUCUUCGGCUAUCGCUGCUUCAAAGCGGUGAUGUUCCUGACGGGCCUGAUGUUUGGCUCCGUCGUCAUCUUUAUGCUCUGCUACAAGGAGCGCGUUCUGGACACCCAGCUGAGCGUGGAGGCCUCGAUGGGCAUUGGCCUGGGCAUCGGCACGCUCUGCGGCCUGGUCACCAUGCUGGUUCGCAGUGUGGGCCUCUUUAUGGUGGGCCUGCUGCUGGGCCUGCUGGUGGCCGUGGCCACCCUGGUUGGCAUGGAGGAGCUUUCCAACAGCCCGCCCCGCUCCGUCUGGGUGCCCCUGGGCGUGCUGCUUGGCCUAGGCAUGCUUUUCGCCGUGCUCACCCUGCAGUGGCAGCGCCUCUUCACCACGCUGUCCACAGCCACGUUUGGUGCUGCAGUCAUCACUGUGGCGCUGGACUACUUCGUGGAGCUCUUCGCCCUGGUGCUGUACAUGUACGAGCGAAUAAAAGCAGCACCCGGCAAGCCGGUGUGCUGGCUGACGUGGGUGGUGCUCGGGGUGUGGCCUGCCCUCACGCUGCUGGGCGUCAUGGUCCAGUGGAAGGUGACCGCUGAGGGAUACUCUCAUACCAAGGUGAUCAUCAGCCGGCAGCAGAGGAGGAUGCAGGUGAUGCGGAUUCGUCAGCGAGACGAUCGCUAUCGCAACAAGAAGAAGAAGAAGCAGCAGCACGGCUCCUCCUCUCACCAUAGCAACCAGGCCAAGCAACUUCACCCUGAGCCCGCCUACCGCCGCAAGCCCAACCCCAUCCGUCGCUACGACACAGACGUCCUCUCGCCGAGCUACAUCCAGAGUUUCCGAGACCGGCAGGUGCAGGUGCAGCCCGUUCCGAGCCGGCUGGUCGGCCGACCGCACACCAUGGUGGAUAUUGGCUACGACCAUGGCUCCACGACGCCCCUCACCGGAGCUGCAGGACCUUCACUAAAUGUCUAAGCACUCCCCAGUCUCCCAGAGGCCUGAACACACCACUCAGGACACACCAGGGAGAUACAUAACUCUGAUCACUACCCCACCUGGGUGUCAUCACGUCUGUGCUAGAACGAACCACCACUGGGUUUCAAUGCAAAGAUUCUGGGUUUAAACAUAAUCUGGGUUUAGCCACACCCCUCAGAGGAUGAAAAUAUAUUUAGGGCUGGAUUUACCCACAAUGCAAAACAUGUUUAACCCUUUUACUGAUUACACUUUGAAUUGUAAAGCUGGAGCCAUCAGCGUGGUGCAGAGGUUUGGUUGACCUCUUUUCACUGUCUGUCAGUAGAUUCACAUGCACAAAUGCAUGCAUGCACUCACAAAAAAACACACACCGCAGCUACAAUUUUAAGGGUCGAUGUACCCGGCCCUCACCUUUUUGUCACCGCCUCAAAUCAAACCAGAUCAGGGAUCUCAGUUUCAGUGCAAACCUGCCUCAGGUUCAAACACAGGCAUCAUAUGAAUAAUUGAAAUACACCUUCGCUCCUUAGCGCGCUGUUUCAACUGCUGUCGCCGAUUUUCAACUGACGGUGCAGAAGCAACUAGUUCCUCAGCCUGUAGGCGUCUUAAAAGUCCAACAAAGAUCAUCUAUAAAGGGACGUAAGGAUCCUUAAAUGCAAACCGGGACAUUUUAUUUGCUUUCUGUGCCAUCUGGACCACAAAAAUCCUCCUUAAAAAGGGGAGAGACGUCUUUAAUGUAUAAAGGGGGAACCCUUCGUCACCCUUGGUGCUGGACGAGACACUUCUUCAAGCGUCAAACUGCUCUCCGAUGGCCGGGGGAAUCGAUUUUAACAGGUGCCUUGCCCCUCUGUGGACUGUACCAUUCAGCAACAGGAGGGGGGUUACUGGCAGAUCUCCCAUCGAUGACUUGUUUUUGCAUUAAAUGUGAUCACAAAGGAAUUAUUCAGGGGGGUAGCCAUGGAGCUAGCAGGGUAAAAAAUAUAGUUGGAGUCGAGUUGGCUUGUUGUCUUCACAGAUGCCUGGAUAUACGAAUAGUCACGUUUACACUGGCACCUCAUCUGAGAUAUCUCACACAACGCAUACAAAAGGUUUUGAGCAUUUUCGAGUGGGAACCACAAUCCCUUAUACGCUGUUGAGCAGAGAAGUAAUAUUUUUAAUCCAUAAGGAUAGCAGAAAGAGAUGUUUCUGCCAUUGUGUAAAUCUUUCACUCUUUAGCUCCAGUUGCAGAACGGCACGUUCUUUCUGUUUUAUGCUGCAAAGCCAUCAAAAUCUGAGCAGUUUUAAAACGUGCAAAAGAAGCAGGACUGAGCUAAAGAUCUUCUCCAGGAUGGUGAGAUUUGUGUAAACUAAAAUCAGAAUCAGAAUUAAAAGGAUAAUUAUGUAUUGAUAUUAAAAAUGUGUCUCCAGGCUGAGAUGCCAGUGUAAAUAGGGCUCAGAGAGUCAGGAUUAAAAAA
This is a messenger RNA of Sander lucioperca (pikeperch), 3150 nucleotides long. RefSeq names its product transmembrane protein 198b (gene tmem198ab). Gene Ontology annotation, biological process: positive regulation of canonical Wnt signaling pathway. Lineage: Eukaryota; Metazoa; Chordata; Actinopteri; Perciformes; Percidae. The record is from RefSeq and is a predicted model, not a curated record. The coding region runs from base 608 to 1702 and encodes 364 amino acids. Gene Ontology annotation, cellular component: plasma membrane; cytoplasmic vesicle. The transcript has 5 exons.